Molecule: messenger RNA, 2868 nt
Organism: Megalopta genalis
Lineage: Eukaryota; Metazoa; Arthropoda; Insecta; Hymenoptera; Halictidae
Product: dnaJ homolog subfamily C member 11
Biological process (GO): cristae formation
Source: RefSeq, a predicted model, not a curated record
GCGAUACUAAAGGAUGCCGGUUCUCGACCGAGUCUUUCGUAACCUAUGGAAGCAGAAGACCAAGUCAAGGAAAAUAUUGGUUCUUGUGUUAAAAGAUCGAAUCGCUGACCACAAAUUUCUACAACUAACAUGGAUGACGAUAAUGAUCAGGAGAACCCAAUUGAGGACGACUACUACACGCUCUUAAAUAUUCCCAAAAUUGCAACCAUCGAAGAAAUUAACAAUGCAUAUCGUAGACAAAGUAAACUCUUUCACCCAGACAAGCAUACAGAUCCUAUGCUUAAGAAAGAGGCAGAGGUUUUAUUUAAUCGAAUGAAAAAAGCUUACGAAGUUUUAAGGGAUCCGCAUCAAAGAGCCAUCUAUGAUUCUGUGGGUGUCCGAGGGCUGGAAACGGAAGGAUGGGAGAUUGUACAGCGUACUAAAACCCCUGAAGAGAUCAGAGAGGAAUACGAACGUUUAGCAAGAGACAGAGAAGAAAGAAGACUUCAACAACACACAAAUCCUAAAGGUAGCAUCACAGUAAACAUCAAUGCUACGGAUCUUUUUAACAAAUAUGACGAAGACUAUGAAGAUAGCAAGGGAAUACUUUCGUGCCUAGAAGUCAGUGGAAUGUCAUUUACACAAUCCAUUGAAGCACCUCUUACAUUAAGAGACACGGUAACCAUGUACGGUGAAUUAGGUACACAAAAUGGAACAGGUACUGGUUCUAUAAACGUCUCUACUAGACGAUUGGUAUCGUCGAAAGGGUGGGUAGAAUUGGACGUGGGUGUUGGGAAUGGACCCACAUUGUCUUUAAAAGGCUUUCGUACAUUAACAAGAAGACUAUUCUGCGAUGGUGCAACCAUAUUGCAAUUUACGGCACGAGGAAUUAGACCCGGCCUUGUAGGAACGCUUGCAAUGCAACUGGACAAGCACACAGUAGGCUAUCUCACGUAUAGAGCAGGAAUACAAAACGAUAUGAGUACAAUGAUUGUAAGGGACACAUCCAGAACUUAUACUGCAUUUUCAAUUCACUUAGGUAUUCUACAGACCUUUGUGAGUCUAAAUUAUACAUAUAAACUGGAAGAGAAACAACUAAAACUACGUGGAAGUAUUAAGGCUGGUACUUUUGGAAUGCUACUGGAGUACGGGGCAGAGAAGAAAGUUUCACGACAUAGUAGUCUCUCGGCUGCAGUGCGGGUCGGUGUACCAACAGGCGUCACUUUGAGAGUGAAGUUGAGCAGAGCUUCUCAGUCGUACACGUUUUCUAUGCACUUAAGCGACGAGAUUCUUCCUGCUCCCAUAUUUUAUGCCACCGUGGUCCCCAUAGUGACUUGGAUUGUUGUGAAAAAAAUCGUCAUUGACCCGGUGGUGAAGGAGCGAGAAGAACGCGAAAAAGAGAAACAGAGGGAGAUGAAUAAAUCAAGGAUGGUGGAAAAGCAGAAAGAAGCAAAGAUCGCUACCGAAUUGAUGAAGGCCACUGUCAGCAGAAUAAGGGCAGAAGAGGAAGCGAAGAGAGGACUUAUUAUUACAAAGGCAUUGUACGGGCGAUUCGUAUAUCCCCAACAAAAUAGAUCCUCGUCGGAAGAACACCUGCAUAGAGAUGAGGUUAUAGACGUAACAAUCCCGUUGCAGUGUUUAGUGAAGGAUUCAACGUUAGUCCUACACAACGCAUCGAAGAGUCAACUGCCUGGUUUUUAUGAUCCAUGCGUCGGAGAGGAAAAGCAAUUAUUAGUACAAUACCUAUUUCACACUAUAACCCAUGAAUGCAUUAUCAAAGACAAUGCACCACUCAAAAUACCUAUAAAAUCACACAAAGUGAACACCACAUGACGUAUGCGGCAUCACAAAAAAGCAAAGUGAACAUCAUCGCGACACGCAAUAAUUGCUUUUACCAUUCUUCAUUACUGAGGUUCUUUUCUAAAAUCUUUCAUAGAUUAAAAUAUUGAAAAUAACGUAUCAAAGAAAUUGAGUGUUCAUAUAUCAUUUGUAUCUUGUACGAUAAGUUUACUGUUCCCAGAAUCGUUCUUUUUGCAUAAUAAUUAUUUUACUAUACUUAAAACGAGCAUAAAGAUUAGUGGAGUUACUAUCAUUGAAAAAAUGUAUGUGAGGCAUACGACAGAUAAUAGUGAAUUCAAUAACAAUAAUUGCUCGGAACCAAUUACCGGGAACUUUUGACAUAAACUGUAUAGUGCUCUAUUAAAUGUUAACAUGUCAAGUUUUUGCACAAAGAUUACAACAAAAUUAUACCCAAAGUACUUUCAAUACUGCCCAUAGAUUAGUAUAAUCUUAAAAGUAAUCUUUAUGAUUACAUUGAAUUGUUCAAUAAAAAGACAUCGUCGGUUGAAAAUUACGAGAAAAAAAUAAGAUACAAGCAGCUGAUAGAAGUAUUUUGCAUAUUAAUGUAUUGAAAAAACCACUAGGUAUUUCAGAAGAUAGACAGAUUGUUAAUAGAUUCAUUCAGUGUUAUAGAUUUUUCGCACUAAACCGUAUUUUCCCCGAAUCGUCGCGCGUCUCGAAGAAAUGAUUGGAGUCGUUAAAAUGCGAUGCUAUGAAUAACACUGUAGUCUAUUACGGUAAAUAUUUCUUCCAACAAAAGUAGUAUGUAUGACAUAGGCACAUACUUGUUUGUGUAAACCCUGAGAACCGUUAACGUGUUCAUUUACUGGAUACAUCAACCAGCUGUAUGGCUAAAUUUUCAAGUAACAUGAUGUUACAAUUUAAUGGUUUUUAAUGGUAUAUUAUACAAGCUUGACUUGUAAUUAAGCUUCCAACUGUGUUGUUCAUGUGUCUGCAUAUUUUAGCUCAAUGAAAACAUGAAUGUAACGUAAAUCCUAGUUCGAAAAAAAAUGUAUACUUGAAAUGAACAAAUUUAUUUAUCACAAACGC